UCCAACCCUCAGUGUGUAGCUGGAACACAGGCAGCAAUAUUAUUGUGGGAUACAGUCUUCACUGCACAGUCCCUCGAAAUGGCUCUCCGUACGCGUAACAAGGCGCUAGGAUAGUUUGCGGUAUCAUAUUCUGGAUGCAUGCGACGUUGAUCUUCUCAUGUGGUUUUUCGGUCAUGUAUUUAUUUUUGUAGUGUAGGCUACAUUAUGUGCAUAUCGAGAAUAUUUGAAUCUCUUCCGUAUUUCUGGUUGUCUGGAUUUGGGAGUCUACAGAUAACACUAGCCACUUUUUGAGCAAGGCUUCGAAUAUUUCCUUUUGACAGCACAAUUUGGGAAACAUUUUGAUAUUCUUACGUGGAUAUACUUGGACUUUUUCACGGUUUCAGCCUAGUUGGGUGAAGGGACAGUUUUUCAAUCCACGCACAUCGCUCCCGUGUUUCGUUCUGCACGGUUCGAUAGUAUCCGAUAAACUUGACCAGCGCCUUUUCUCAGAAAUACACUUUUCGUUUGAUCUGAUGUAUUGCGCGGAGCAGUGCAUGUUUAUAAGUACGAUGUAUUAUUCUUAAAAACUAGGAUUGUGGAGGUCAUUAUCAGUGCCAAUCAUAAUGGCAAACGACGACAACCGCUGUAUAGUGGAAAAGUACAUUUGUCACAAACUCUUGAAAAGGGGAUAUGCGUGGGAUUUCGAGAAUGCCGAGGAUGAGGAAGAUGCUGAUAAUAAUGGGUCGAUGAUUUCUCCUCCGCCUGGUUUGGCACGGCGGUGCCACGGGGCCAAUAACGCCAGACCGGGCAGCGUCCCCCAUCUUUCCAAACGGCUCUCCCAAACGGACCCGCAUGCAGCUAUUCACAGAGUUUUGCGUGAGGCCGGGGACGAACUCGAACGACUGUACCAGCCCGACUUUGCGGAGAUGUCACACCAAUUGUAUCUCACGUCUUCUAUGGCAGAAAGGAGAUUCAGAGAGGUGAUAGACGAGCUGUUCAGGGACGGGGUUAACUGGGGACGAAUUGUCGCCUUCUUCGAGUUCGGGGGCACAAUAUGUGUGGAAUGCGUGAACAAGGAAAUGACGUCGCAGGUUGACCACAUCGCCGGGUGGAUGACGGAGUAUCUAAAUGGACCGCUGCACAGCUGGAUUCAAGAGAACGGGGGAUGGUCACUGAGGAACAUAAAUCCACAGUUAAGGCCUACAGUUACUCCUCUCCCGACUCCCGUGAAACAGAGGCCUUUGUUGAGCUCUAUGACAGACAGAGGGACUCCGUGUUCUGUUCGUGGCCGUCCAUCAAGACUGUCUUUGGCCUGGCUGCACUGGGGGCUGCAAGCCUUACCAUCGGAGCUUACCUUACACAGAAGUGAAGGAGUCCCCCCCCCUCUCUCUUUCUUUUUCUUCUCCCUCCCGCUCUCACUCCUUUCUCUUUUCAAAGGCCCCCUCCAAGAUCCCCAACCUGCCUGUCUUCAAAGCUUCUCUCCCCUUUCUCGAAAAAACCUCCCUCUUCCUCACUUAAAAAACAGACACAAAUCAAACAACAGCAGGAAAUGGAGUCACUGCCCACACAGAAGAGAAUAUGUCAUGAAAGUCGUGCCAUUUAACUGUAAUCACAAAAAGUUUGGCUUGAAAAGAGACGAGAUGAAGGGAGGGUUGGUGUCGUUUUUGUUCUGCCUGCUUGAGUACUAGUUGUAGCAUGAAACCUUUGUGUGCUCGUGUAGACUUGUGUAGCAUGUGUCGGUGAGGCAAAAGAAAGCAUAGACACUCUUAGAAAAAGGGUUCCAAAAUGGUUCCUCGGCUGUCCCCAUAGGAGAACCCUUUUUGGUUUCAGGUAGAACCCUUUGGUGUUCCAUGUAGAACCCUCUGUGGAAAGGAUUCUACAUGGAACCCAAAAGGGUUCUACCUGGAACCAAAAAUUGUUUUUCUAAAGGUUCUGCUAUGGGGACUCCCUUCAACCCGCCUUCAAAGGACUUCCUCCACACAACAGCUGCUCUGAAUGUAUAAUGGAAGGAGCUCGCUACUAACCAGCACGGUGUGUCUGUCCACCCACCGCUUCUACACUGCAAUAUACCAGGAUACCAGGAGCAUCACUCAACUCUGAACACAGAACCGUUAGUUACAACCACAAGCUCUGACAACACGUCUUCUAGGCGCCACAGACGCAACUUGCUCUGCAGAGAUCUUAAAGAGAUCUGUUGGACAAUGCAGUAGAAUCACUUUUUUGCAUUUGACCCAUAUGAAAUGUAAUAAGAGAAAGAUCGAGGGAGGUAUUAAAGAGAGGAUAGAGGGAGGUAUUAAAGAGAGCAUAGAGGGAGGUAUUAAAGAGAGAAUAGAGGGAGGUAUUAAAGAGAGGAUAGAGGGAGGUAUUGAAGAGAGAAUAGAGGGAGGUAUUAAAGAGAGGAUAGAGGGAGGUAUUGAAGAGAGGAGAGAGGGAGGUAUUGAAGAGAGAAUAGAGGGAGGUAUUGAAAAGAGGAGAGAGGGAGGUAUUGAAGAGAGAAUAGAGGGAGGUAUUGAAAAGAGGAGAGAGGGAGGUAUUGAAGAGAGGAUAGAGGGAGGUAUUGAAGAGAGGAGAGAGGGAGGUAUUGAAAAGAGGAGAGAGGGAGGUAUUGAAGAGAGAAUAGAGGGAGGUAUUGAAAAGAGGAGAGAGGGAGGUAUUGAAGGCGUGAACAGCAGGUUAGUUAGAGCUUUUGGCAGCCCAAACCCCUGUUUGAUCAGAUGUUACUGACAGAAAGUGAAAAAUAUUAUUCCACCUAGCUGGGUUUCUGGCUUAGUCGAGAUCAGAGGGGGAUUGAGGGAUAGAGGUAGAUACAGAGAAAGAGAAUGUGUGAGAGACAAAAAGAGUGAGCGAAAGUCAUAGAAUGGGCAGAAAUGUGGAUACAGACAAAAAGAGAUAAAGGUGUUGGGGUCAAACAUAAGAUGUGGAUUCAUUCCAAAGGUUCAGUGACAGUGAGCCUCCCUCUCCAGAUGCUAGAGGCUCUUCUACAGCCUGUUCUAAGAUGUCUCACUUGGAGGAAGAACUGUGUCCUUGAAUGGUCUGGCAUGGUUCUGUUUGGCCUCACGUCACUUCCUCCUCGUCAGAUGUCUCUGAAAUGCAUUUCUUGUACUCGCACUGCCUCUCUUUUUCUCUCUCUCUCUCUCUCUCUCUCUCUCUCUCUCUGUCUCCCUUUCUCUCUCUCUCUCUCGCUCUGUCUCCCUUUCUCAAUCUCUCUCUCUCUUGGUGUCUGUCUCCCCCUCUGCCCAUAUGUCUGACCAGAACUCAAGGUCUCACCCACCCAAGCCAAUCCACCGCUGAAAGGGGACUGAACCAAACUGCCAAAUCUCCCAGAACAUGUCCUCCAGCUGCUGCUGGGCUCUGAUCUAGGGGACAAAGAGGCCCCACAUACCCCCCCACAGCCUACGCUAAUGGUUGAUUCCACAUUUAGGAGGACCUCCCAAUGUGCACCUCUCUCAGUUUCUCAAACCGUAGCAGACUCCAACAUGGGAUACCCAGCAAGAAGAAUCCCUAUUGGACACAAAGACUGUCUACUGUUUUGAAGUGGUGUCCAUUGUAUUCCCAGUAACUGAUAUAUUUGAGCCCCCUUGCUGCGAGUCUGUCGCUGCAAUGGCACAGAUCACAUCAUCUCUUUAGAGUAAACAAUCAUUUCCCAGAAUACUUUAGGUGUUUGUCUAGUGUUGGAGAUGACAUAACCUUCUUGGAAAGGCUUACUAUCCAUAAUAUUUACUAUUUUGCUCUCUCUUUCACACACGUUAAUGUAGAUAAGUAUGUGUAGAGAGCAUGUUGUUAACUCAUCGCAAUGAUUUCUCUCACCAAAAAUCUCUCUUUUUGUUUCGGUCUUCUUUUAUCAACACAAAACUUAUGUCGUCUGAAGUUUUCAUAGAAUGAGUAUUCCCUAUGUAUACCCAUAUUUAUGUUAGAUGUUACACAUACCAACUUAUGAUUUUUUAUUUAUUGAGAGGUACCAGAACACAGAUAUUUAAAUCAUAGAUGAAAUGAAAAGUUAAGCUCAUGGAGACACUCAAAUGUCUUGAGAAAUCGUAUCUUUCAUUUUAUUAAUGGAACCACACUGUAACAAUACACUAUUUGGGGCUGGUAUUGAAUCAACAGUAGAGUAACAUUUCUGUGUAAGACAUGUUAAUGUGUUAAUAUUGGCUUAACGCUGCUGUACUGUAUAGUCCUGAUUUAACUUAACUCACAGCUUCAAACUGCCACACAGAUACAGUAUUGUUAUAGAAAGCUGUAAACCAAAGUGAACCUGUAAGUAACAUUGUGUUCGUAAGAUGUAGCAUGAAGAGAUAAACACAUGCCAAUUCACUUUCACUUCUUUUAAAUAUUGUCGGAGUGAGAUUUUGCAGGAAGGGUUGUUGUAAAGACAAUGUCUGGCAACCUAUUCCCUUUAUAGUGCACUACUUUUGAGCAGUGACCAAAGGGCUCCAUAGUAAAGUAGUGCACUAUGUCAGGAAUAGGGUGCUAUUUGGGAGACAGUAGAUAUUAGCCUGCUUGGUGUUGUUCAGAACAUUUCAGUAGAUACCGUAGCAGCCGAAUGCAUCCAACUGGACCUGUUAACCGGUGCUUUAUUGAUAUACAUGUAUGUGUGGUAAUUGUUAACAUAGUAAUGAAUUCCUUCUCAAGCUUAUGUAGUGGCAGAAAAGUCUCCACAUCUUGUGCUUUUGACCUGCUAGAUUCUAUCAUCAUAACCAAGGGCACCAUUUUUUUUCUAUUAUAACAGAGGUGAAUCUCCCUACUCAUGAUAAACCCUCAAGUGAUAUGUACAUAUGAAACAGAAAUUAGUAUGACAUUUUUUUUUGCAGGAGUUUAAUAAUAAGGAGUAUAAUAGUAGUAUAAUAAUAAGAUAAGAAGUCACUAACUGACUUGUUGCUAAAUAAAAUGUGUAAAGGUUUGUAUGUGAGGAGGAAUCAUUUGAAGUAUAAAGUCAUUCUCAUGUUCCCUUCUGUGAUUGUGAUUAAAUGAAUGUAGCCUACAUCACACCAUGGUUAUAGUGUUGUAAAUACAGUUCUCAACCUGUGGCACUUAAGAGGUCAAAUCAAAUGUGCUACCAUUGUUUAUGCUAUGUAUGUAUCACAAUAAGCUAGAUGGGAUCAUGCUGUUCCCAAUAAACCACAUCUUUCCUGCA
This is a messenger RNA of Salmo salar (Atlantic salmon), 5110 nucleotides long. Its product is annotated as apoptosis regulator Bcl-2. The record is from RefSeq and is a predicted model, not a curated record. Gene Ontology annotation, cellular component: mitochondrial outer membrane. Lineage: Eukaryota; Metazoa; Chordata; Actinopteri; Salmoniformes; Salmonidae. Gene Ontology annotation, molecular function: BH domain binding. Gene Ontology annotation, biological process: intrinsic apoptotic signaling pathway in response to DNA damage; extrinsic apoptotic signaling pathway in absence of ligand; regulation of apoptotic process.